AUGCAACGACAUGAGAUAAAUCAGUCAGUAUAUUAUACUUCCAAUAGAAUUGCUCAAGAUGCUAAAAUCUUGGAUGAAGAUAAUUUAGCAAUUAGCAUUCAAGAUCAUGAAGCCGAUAGCUUACAAGUUGCGCUUAAGGAAAU
Racocetra fulgida is the source of this 143-nucleotide messenger RNA. NCBI's taxonomy places the organism in Eukaryota, Fungi, Glomeromycota, Glomeromycetes, Diversisporales, Gigasporaceae. The record is from the annotation of a GenBank genome assembly.